This is a messenger RNA of Suillus discolor, 281 nucleotides long. RefSeq lists its product as uncharacterized. The coding region runs from base 55 to 276 and encodes 73 amino acids. The record is from RefSeq and is a predicted model, not a curated record. NCBI's taxonomy places the organism in Eukaryota, Fungi, Basidiomycota, Agaricomycetes, Boletales, Suillaceae. The transcript has 2 exons.
CCGUAUUCGUCUGAGCCACAUCAGCAGUUGCUGACGUGUGCUGGGCGUUUGCGCAUGGUGUUCAUGGUCUUGGGAACAGCAUGGUGGAGCUCAGACAUCGAUUACACGGCCGCGGCUUGCAUGGGCCUAAGCCCCAGCUUUGGGCUGGCUUGGGCUCACGGCUCAGGCUUGAAAUCUAGUGAACCUAACCCCCCCCCCCAAGCCGAGCCUAAGCCGGGCCGGAACAUCACUAAUUUAAAAUUGUAUCAUGACAUCGAGAUCGAGCUCAGAGUUUGACUGUA